Molecule: messenger RNA, 1941 nt
Organism: Tarenaya hassleriana
Lineage: Eukaryota; Viridiplantae; Streptophyta; Magnoliopsida; Brassicales; Cleomaceae
Exons: 2
Coding region: 1-1941 (646 amino acids)
Source: RefSeq, a predicted model, not a curated record
AUGACCAGGAGUUCUGGGUCUAACAACCUAGUCCCUUUAGAUCCAGAAAUCGAGAAAUCCGCCAAACGCAUUCGGAAGAAGAAGAAACAACAGAAGAAGAUGGAGGAACGUGCUUUAGCUGUCGAGAAUGACAAUGACACUUAUGGGGCAUAUCUUCAGCCCAAAUACACUCAACAACUCUCAUGCAUUCGCCGGCCCGAUAUCGAUUGCAAUAAAUUUGAAUUCCAGCCGGCAUUCAUCAGUAUGCUCAGCUCAUCGGCAUUUAGGGGUAGACCUAAUGAAGAUCCAAUCCCCCAUCUGACUCGAUUCAAACUGCUAUACCAGUCUGUGAAGACGGUUCAAGGAGUCACCGCUGAGUCACUCAUGCUAAUGGCUUUUCCAUUCUCCCUAAUGGACGCUGCAUUAGAAUGGCUCUACACAUUGCCACCAGAUUCCAUCAUCUCUUGGGAUCCGAUGCAAGAGAAGUUCAUGCAGCGAUUCUUCCCUGCCAGCAAAACCCAGCUCGCGAAGCAACAAAUCAACUCUUUUAUGCAGGAACCUGAUGAAUCUUUGUGCGAGACUUGGGAUCGUUUUCUUGGAUAUCAGCGCCUCUGCCCUCAUCACGGUUUGGACAAGAGGUACCUUAUCUCCACUUUCUUACAGGGUCUAAAGGAAGAUACUCGAGUCCUCAUUCGAGUUGCCUGUGGAGGAAGCCUCAAUGAGAAGUCUUUUGACUUCAUCGAACAACAAAUCACUAAGAUGGCUAACGAGUGCGCUCCUUCCCACGAAUUCGUCAGAAAUAUUGGCUUUAAAGACAACCGUACAGGUAAGGAAAGUCCAUCUGAGAUACAUGCUAUACGUGCAGAGCUUGCCAAACUUAGAAUGCAGGUAGAAAACGCCCAUCAAAUCACUGAUCUAGACGCACCACGAGACGAGUACGUGCACGAGGAUGUCAGCUACGUCGCCAACAAUCCGUACUCGAACACGUACAACCCAGGUUGGAGGAAUCACCCAAACUUCUCAUACAAGAACUCCUCCAACGCUCUAAAUGCACAGCACAACAAUUUCGGUGAACAUCAGCAGAAGACCGAUGCCCAUCUCAAGCUAGUCGAUAACCAGAUAGCGCAACUUGCUGCCUCUGUCCCUUCGCGACCUCAGGGAUCACUUCCUGGGAACCCGGAAGCAAACCCCCGAGAACACUGUAACGCUGUAUCCUUGCGCAAUGGCAAAGAGCUCGCUAACCCUGUCAUCACAUCUACAGAAAAAGGUCAGUGCUCUAACUCUGUCCCUACAUCUCUUCCUGACCCCAUAGUUGUUGAAAAAUCGACAGAGAUCUCGGGUGAUGAAGAACGCGACGUAUACAUUCCACCGCCGCCACGUCCGCCUCCAGUUCCUUUCCCUCAACGACUCAGGAAAACUAAAGAAGACACCCAAUUUGCUCGAUUUGCUGACAUGGUGCGUAAGUUGGAAAUCACUAUGCCGUUCCACGAGGUUAUCACUCAGAUGCCAUCCUAUGCCAAAUUCCUGAAGGACAUUCUCACAAAGAAGCGUGUCAUCGAGAAGGAAACCAUCACGUUUAAUCCCGAGUGCAGCGCCAUUCUUCAACACGAUCUGCCACCGAAAUUGUCGGAUCCAGGUAGCUUCUCGAUUCACUGCAAAUUGGGAAAUGUUUCUAUAGAUCGUGCUCUUUGUGAUUUUGGUGCCAGUGUAAGUCUCCUACCACUCUCCAUCUACAAGAAACUCAACGUAGGAGAACUCAAACCGACUCGCAUGGCUCUUCAACUAGCUGAUCGUUCUAUCAAAUACCCUCUGGGUAUUCUCGAGGACGUUCCGCUGAAAGUAGGCGAUUACUACGUACCGGUCGAUUUCGUUGUGCUUGACAUGGACGAAGAAGCCAAAAUCCCGAUUAUUCUAGGCCGGCAAUUCUUAAUGCCAUUGUCCACGUUCGUGUCGGCCGACUGA